GGCGCGGAGUGGACGCUGGACCUGCGGGAGGGCAAGGGCACGCUGGUCAAGGGGCCGCCGCCCGAGAAGGCGGACAUCACGCUGACAAUCAAGGACGGCGACUUUGUGAGGAUGGUGGGCGGCAAGCUGGGCCCGCAGCAGGCCUUCCUGAUGCGUAAGCUCAAGAUUGCGGGCAGCAUGGCGCUGGCGAUGAAGCUGCAGCCAAUCCUG
Chlorella variabilis is the source of this 210-nucleotide messenger RNA. RefSeq lists its product as hypothetical. The transcript is spliced from 2 exons. The record is from RefSeq and is a predicted model, not a curated record. The annotation marks the transcript as partial. Gene Ontology annotation, cellular component: cytosol. NCBI's taxonomy places the organism in Eukaryota, Viridiplantae, Chlorophyta, Trebouxiophyceae, Chlorellales, Chlorellaceae.